Molecule: messenger RNA, 1212 nt
Organism: Clavispora lusitaniae ATCC 42720
Lineage: Eukaryota; Fungi; Ascomycota; Pichiomycetes; Serinales; Metschnikowiaceae
Gene: HOS1
Product: histone deacetylase
Biological process (GO): negative regulation of transcription by RNA polymerase II
Cellular component (GO): nucleus
Molecular function (GO): histone deacetylase activity
Source: RefSeq, a predicted model, not a curated record
AUGGGACGAAAGGUCUUUUUAGUGUUUUCUUCCGUCGGCUGCCAAUUAAGUGACUUGGUUCCAGCGAAUAAAGGUCGACAGUCCUUGGUUGACUCAUUGAUAAUAGCAUAUGAUUUGCAUUCGAAGUGUGAGAUAAUCUCUGUUGCUAAUGCUGAUUCAUCAGAUCUCACCGCGUAUCAUUCACCACAAUAUGUGGCCAAAUUGCUAGAAGUCAGAUCUGAUGACUUUUCUGAUGAAGAAGAAGAAGCAAUAGAAAGGCUCAAGAAUACUCUUGGUGUAACAUGUGAUGCUAACAGUAUUCGAACAGCAGAUAGUGAUAAAGAAAAUACUCAGCUUGAUCAUGUUGGCGACGAUAUGUACGGCCUCGAGUAUGACACGCCUGUAUUUCCUUUCAUGAAUGAAUAUGUUAAGUUCGUGGCUGGAUCCUCACUUAGUGCAGCUCGCUGUCUUCUUACAUGCGUUAACUCUCGAAGGAUAUCUAUCAAUUGGUAUGGGGGAAGACAUCACUGCUUCAAGAAUCGGGCUUCUGGUUUCUGUUAUGUCAACGAUGUUGUAUUGGCCAUUUUGAAGCUACGCCAAAAGUUCAAGAAAGUUGCAUACGUGGAUCUAGAUUUGCAUCAUGGCGACGGAGUAGAACGUGCCUUUCAAUUCUCUCACAACGUCACCACUUGCUCUGUUCACAUGCAUGAUAUCGGCUUCUACCCAGGAACUGGGGGCUUAAAAAGUUCACGAAGAGGAAUGUAUAACAUUCCCCUAAAACGGGGUCUAAAAGAUGAGACUAUGGUACAAGUAGUCCGAGAUUUCGUCUGUCCUUUAAUCAAAGCAGGGGAUCCAGAAGUAAUAGUACUACAGCUUGGUUGUGACGGAUUAGUUUCAGAUCCUCUGGGGCAAUGGAAUUUAACCAUUCGGGGUUAUUGGCUGGCCGUUGAGCUUAUUUUGAAAUGCUUCCCAAAUGUGUCCUUUUUAGUGUUGGGAGGCGGAGGUUAUGAUCAUACUGAAGCCGCCAAGUGCUGGGCUUAUAUCACUAAAAUGAUAAUCGGUGACGAAUCGGAAUGGACGGAAAUUCCUGACCAUGACCAUCAAGAAGAUUACUCUCGUGAUAGCUUCCAAUUUUGGACAGUUAAAAACCAGGAACCGAAAGUCGGGCGAAAGGAUGAAAACACCCCAGAGUACCUACAAAUGCUUAAGAAUCUGUUGGAUAUAUUCAUGUGA